Molecule: messenger RNA, 1292 nt
Organism: Marasmius oreades (fairy-ring Marasmius)
Lineage: Eukaryota; Fungi; Basidiomycota; Agaricomycetes; Agaricales; Marasmiaceae
Exons: 8
Coding region: 54-989 (311 amino acids)
Source: RefSeq, a predicted model, not a curated record
CGGUGUUUGGGAGACGACACCAAGCUCACACUCUAUCGCUCACCACCACGAACAUGGAAGGCUGGAAGACACUACAAUCGAGUAUUGGGAACCUCAACAUCGGGGAUUCCGCCAACAGAUUUGCCAAAGGCUUCAGCUCUAGCAUGCAAGCGACUAGAGAACGUUUGGGGCAGGUUGCACCGGAAGAAAUUACAGAAUUGCCUCAAGAGUACAAGGACCUUGAAGCGAGUGUAGAUGCCCUGCGCAAUGCCCAUUUUGCCUUAUUCAAAAUCACCAAAGUAUAUGAGUCUGAGGCUUACGACUACCCUGUCCAAAUACAAGAAUCCAUUUCCGAACUGUCUACCUCAAUCGGUGCAGGAAUUACCAACUUCGCGGCCACUAACCUCAAAGGAACUAGCAUACCUGCACCGAACCCGGUUGCUCCAAAGGAGUCCCAGCAUAAGACGCUCCCUCACGCCUUGGGUCGUGCUGCCACGAAUGCUGCUUUGGCAUUGCGCUCGACCAGUGGAGGCACCGAUGAUAAGCUCGGAAAAGCACUUGUUCUAUAUGCCGAGGGCUAUGAUAAAAUUGCCGCCGCACGAUUGAAUCAGGAUGCCAGCAUCCGAAACAAUUUCCUUCACCCGUGGCAACAAACCCUUAACACCUCAAUCAACGUGGCUAUGAAAGCGCGCCAAGCGGUCCGAGUAAGCCGUUUGGAAUUGGAUGCGGCUAAACAGACCUUGAAAAAUGCCAGUCCCUCAAGGCAGGAGCAAGCCCGACUCGAGGUCGAGAAUGCUGAAGAUGACCUUGUUCAGAAAACGGAGGUCGCCAUUACUCUCAUGAAGACCGUUCUCGAGAAUCCCGAACCAAUUAGGAAUCUUAACGAGCUUGCGAAGGCCCAGCUGGUUUUUCAUUCCGUGGCCGCCGAGACUUUGUCGUCUAUCCAAGGGGAAAUGGAUGAGUUGAGUGUUGCAGCAGAGGGAGAAUACAGGAAGUCCCGUGAUCACUGAAGUACCGUUGGAAUAGACGGGAACUGGAAAAGUUUGUAGAACUUUGAUGAACGAUUAGACUAUUUGUCAGGAUUAACGAGCACAAGCCACCCUUUUACAUACUCUCUUGUGUCGACCGAUGCACGGGGUCGUCACCUUACUUUCGCUCUAUUUGGUUGAGCGAAACUGCCUGGAUUGGAGGUGUAAUUUUCUGUAUGUUGAUUUGAAAUCAUACUUUAUCCACACAAAUUUUUCGCGUUCUCACUUUUUCCUGAUGUUUUCCGAUUCAAAUUCUGAUUCUUCGGACUUUCAUCUCACCCACCA